GUUCUGCGCCAUGGCUGGCGAGCUGGACGAAUGGCUGCGGCACAGCAACGACCGCUUCGUCGCCUCCAUCAACCGCAUCGUGGAGAAGUAUAAUCAUCCUUUUGAAGAUGAUUUUCUUAUUUCCAUGGAAACCCUCACUUUUGAUGCCCCUGACGGACCAAAAAAAUGGGGGGAAGUAUCAAACAAGAGUCUUAAAAAAUGGAAGAAGAAACUACUUAAGCGUCACACAAGAAGUCAAAGGAAUACAGAAAUGUCAAAGCAACAUGCCAGUAGUUUUGAAGAUGGACAUUCGACAGUACAUCAGGUUUUUCCUGAGAAUUCUUCCAUGGAAGUAUCUGAUGCAGAUGUAGAAAGUGAUGCUGAUAUAGUCUCAGUAAGAAAAAGAUUUGAAGACAUCCACUUCCAGAAUCUGGAUGUAGAUCAUGUGAAAACUCCAGAAGUAAAAAUUCAAGUGGAUGUGAUAGUACAAGAAGAUGCAAGAAGAAUUCCCAAGUGGAUUACAGCAGCGCCUCAAGGAUUGUCAGAAGAUCAUCACUUAAUUUCACCAGUGCAACAAAUGAUAGGCAACCAAGCCAGUGUUUUCAGAAAGAAAGUAAAGCUGACAGAUUCAUGUUCUUCAUCCGGGCCUCACCAGUUCCAGUUUUCUGGUGUCCCCAUUUCACCAGAUAUAAUAACUGUACCCAGACUUCAACCUUUUCGAGAAAUUAAUAAAAUUUGCUAUCACAGUGUCUUGGAAGAAUACCAGUCUGCAGAUGAGGAAUGUUCCUGGAGCAAUGUCACUCUUGCAGACUUGUAUCCUGCAAUGGUAGAGACGCUGAUAAAGCUCAUGACAAAGGAGAUUCAGAGAAAAGCAUUUAGAUACAUGUUUGGACACUGUAGGCACAGAAGAUGGUGUCCUAGAAGAGCAAAGCUCAAUGUCACUGUAGACAAAAUAAAGAGGUUCAGACCACUUAAACUGAAGAAAGCACUACCCAGUAUAUGCAGCAGUAGUAAAGACAUCCAGGAUCAAAGUUCAGGAAAUAAUGAGAAUAGUGGACCUUGUGAUGAUGAGUGUUCUAUUAAUAAUUUAUCUGGUCUGGUACCAUAUUCUUACCUAGAUACAAGCGAAAUGGAAAUGGACUGCUUUAAUUCAAGUGUAGAUGAUCAUUUGUUAUUUGGAAAGGGACAAAAAGUUCCUAAUGUUUUGGCUAGAAUGGGAGAGACGUUUGUAGUUGAAGAUCCAUUACCGACUACUGUCUCACUGAAUAAUUUGAAAUGCAACCAAAGUGGUAACUUGGCUUACAAAUGUUCUUUGGAAUACCCUUUUUUAACAUCUACCACCAGUUCAGACUCAACAGUGCUUAAUCUGGCAAAAGAGAGUGAAAGUCAAAAAAUUGAUUGUCCUUCUGAUGAUACUUCAGGAUUUUGUUCAUCUACUUGCUAUUUCAAUGACAAUAGUAGCACUUUUGCACCUGUCACGAAUCGUUCUCUUGCAAGAGUAUCAAAUACAUUUGCCAUAAAACCUCAGAUAAAACAAUCUGAAAGAGAGAGUUCUUCCCAGCACAGACACUCCUUUUCCUCGUUGGAGAGUUCUUCCCAGCGUAGACACUCCUUUUCCUCACUGUCUACGAAGCACAGUCCUUCAAAGAUGCACCAGAAAUCUGAAGAUGCAUUUGAAAAACUCUACUACAAAAUGUGUUCCAAAGAAAUCCAAAAGCCUUUGACAUUGCCAAAACUGCUUUCAAACUCACAGAAGCCUGAAGAGAGAGGACAAUUAAUGAAGUAUAAUUUCAGUGGGUCUGCGAGGUCCAAUAUACAGUAUGACAGAGCGUUUGAGAAGAUUUAUGAGCAAUUGUCUAGUGAGGCAGUUUCAAAACUUCCUGGUUUUCAGAGAGCUUCCAAUUUAAGGAAAUAUGAAGGAAUACAGAUGUCUGAAACUGUAAAUGCUCUUGUUAACUCACCUGUUCGAUCUUUAUCUGCAAUUCCCAGAGUUAAGAGACUAGGAAAUUUUCAAAAUGAUCUUCUUUGUUCACCAGUAAAGAGACUGAAAGAUAUGCCUGAACGUUAUUUUUUUCCAUCAAAAUGUCAGCAAAUUUCUCACAGGAAAAAUGUAAAUCUUCAGACAGGUUGUGUGGAUUUUUUGAGCCCAUACGAUGGCAGUAACAUCAGCUUUUUUAACAGUCACAACUGUCAGAAUCAGGACUCUGGUUUUCACGCUUCUUCAGAUAGAACUUUUCUUGUUAGUCCUGUUACUUCCCUGAAAGAAUCUGGGAUUGCAGAUGCCUGCUCUAGCAGGCAUAGGACAACACAAAAUUACAGCUGUCCUGGAAAUGCAUGGAAAUGCCAUCAAAAGGUAUCAAGAAAACUAAGUUACACCAAUGAAAAAGACUGAAAUCCUAGUAAUCCUUUGGAUGAUGUCCUGGUCAAAAGUCACCAAGGAACCUUCAUGGACUGUUACGGAGAAAACAUUGUUUUAUAAUCUUUGAUUUGUGUUUAUUAUUCUUUUCCAAGAUUAUCCAAAUAGAUUAAUAGAUUUUCCAAAUCUAUUAAUUUAAAUAUUUUAAGCACAAGAUCCGUAGUAUGGAAGAACAUGUUUGUAAUAUACAAUCAGUCCUGAUUUAUACUUUCCUGUAACAUAAAUUCUCCGAAGCUGGUUCCUCCCUUCUGACAGUGUACUCCUUACUCCUUGGGCUUCAAAAGGUAUUGCGAGGAAUCAACAUUCCUUUCUAUGUCUCAGUUUAUUUAAAUUUUGUAUAUGGUCUUGUUUUUCGUAACAGAACAUGAUUUGCAUUGUCUUUUUAUCUGCUGAGGAACUUUGCUUUUGCAUCUAUUAAUACUACGAUUUUAAGUUCUGUGUCUGCUUAAUUCCCACCCACCCCCUUCCUGAUUUAUAGAUGUGUCAGUACUAAAUGCAUGAAAGAAAUCUAAACUGGGCUGGGUGGUCCAAAUGCAGUAUUAUACUCCUAACUGUUAAUAUGCCUGCUAUGCAAUUUUAGUGUGUAAUCUUCUAAGUAGCUCACCAGAUUUGGUUGUACUAUUAAGUGUUAUACAACAUUAGUUUUGAUCUCUAUGUUCUGACCAUGUUCUACCUGACAUAUCAUAUCUUUU
Messenger RNA from Oxyura jamaicensis (ruddy duck), 3087 nucleotides. It is a transcript of the gene HJURP, whose product is annotated as Holliday junction recognition protein. Gene Ontology annotation, cellular component: chromosome, centromeric region. Gene Ontology annotation, molecular function: histone binding. NCBI's taxonomy places the organism in Eukaryota, Metazoa, Chordata, Aves, Anseriformes, Anatidae. Gene Ontology annotation, biological process: CENP-A containing chromatin assembly. The transcript has 14 exons. The record is from RefSeq and is a predicted model, not a curated record. Bases 11 to 2371 code for a protein of 786 amino acids.